This is a messenger RNA of Felis catus (domestic cat), 1267 nucleotides long. It is a transcript of the gene ECH1, whose product is annotated as enoyl-CoA hydratase 1. NCBI's taxonomy places the organism in Eukaryota, Metazoa, Chordata, Mammalia, Carnivora, Felidae. The coding region runs from base 117 to 1079 and encodes 320 amino acids. Gene Ontology annotation, molecular function: delta(3,5)-delta(2,4)-dienoyl-CoA isomerase activity. The record is from RefSeq and is a predicted model, not a curated record. Gene Ontology annotation, cellular component: mitochondrion. The transcript is spliced from 10 exons.
GCCAGUCAGGCUGCGGCAUCAAUGCCCUCGCCAAACAUGGUGGCCUUGCGCCCGCCCCCUUGACUUCCUUCUGUCUGGUCACUCCCGACUACAACUCAGUGGCGGAGGUGGCAGAGAUGGCGGUUUCUCUCAGGUUCCGAGAUCUGCUGAUACGGCGCCUGAUGGCUCCCACUCCUCAGGGUCUCAGCCUUAGCCUUCGCCCCAUGAGCUCCAACGCACAAGAAGAGGCCCCCAAAGAAGCGCCAGACCACAGCUAUGAGUCCCUUCGAGUGACCGCUGCUCAGAAACACAUUCUCCACGUGCAGCUCAACCGGCCUGAGAAGAGAAAUGCCAUCAACAGGGCCUGCUGGAGAGAGAUGGUGGAGUGCUUCAGCAAGAUAGCGCAAGACCCUGACUGCCGGGCUGUGGUGAUCUCUGGUGCAGGAAAACUGUUCACUUCAGGCAUCGACCUCAUGGACAUGGCUUCGGAUAUCCUCCAGCCCCAAGGAGAUGAUGUGGCCCGCAUCAGCUGGCAGCUCCAUAACCUCAUCAGCAGAUACCAAGAGAGCUUCAAUGUCAUCGAGAAGUGCCCUAAACCGGUGAUCGCCGCCAUCCACGGGGGCUGUAUUGGUGCGGGCGUGGACCUCGUCACUGCUUGUGACAUCCGGUACUGUGCCCAGGAUGCUUUCUUCCAGGUGAAGGAGGUGGACAUAGGUUUGGCAGCUGAUGUGGGAACGCUGCAGCGGCUGCCCAAAGUCAUCGGAAACCAGAGCCUGGUCAACGAGCUGGCCUUCACUUCCCGCAAGAUGAUGGCUGAUGAGGCCCUGGGCAGUGGUCUGGUCAGCCGGGUGUUCCCAAACAAGGAGGACAUGCUUGAGGCAGCCUUCACCCUGGCGGAAGAGAUUUCCACCAAGAGCCCUGUGGCAGUGCAGAGCACCAAAGUCAACCUGAUCUACUCCCGCAACCAUUCCGUGGCCGAGAGUCUCAACUACAUGGCCACCUGGAACAUGAGCAUGCUGCAAACCCAGGACAUCGUUAAGUCUGUCCAGGCUGCAUUGGAGAAGAAGGACCUGAAGAGCGUGAACUUCUCCAAGCUCUGAGAGCCCCCAAGGGCCAGGCCUUGCCCCUUGUCCCACCUCAUGCCGUUUCCUCAUCCACAGAGAAGGAGGAUUAGUGAGGAUCGUCGCCUCCGUGCCUUCAUGCCUGAUCUCCCAGUUUAUAGCUGGGACACUGAUUUCCUCAUGCCCAGGGCCUUAUCUUCACCCAAACAAUAAAGCUACUUAAGGAA